AACAAGACUUCUGUUGUAAUCCUGACUGCCCUGUGGAUGCUUGAACAUGGAGCCAUUUCACCUGUGAUGCCUCAUCUGAUACUUGGACAGAAUGCCUUGGAAGGUGUUUUUGGUGAGAGGGGACAAUAGAAGACUCAUCCCUUUGCACAUGAGGCACCAUGGCUGAUAACACAAGCAAGCCCGGCAAGCCUGUGAACAAAACACCUCCAAAGUCUCCUGCGGAUCCCUCAAAAGAAAAAGCUGCCAAAAGGUUAUCCUGUGAGUCGAACAGCUCCCAUGAGGGGGCCAGUGGGCCUGAGCUAAGUGCUCUUGAAGAGGCUUUUAGAAAAUUUGCCAUCCAUGGGGACACACGAGCCACAGGAAAGGAAAUGCAUGGGAAAAACUGGUCGAAGUUGUGUAAGGACUGUCACGUGAUUGAUAGCAAGAAUGUGACCCUCACAGAUGUUGACAUUGUCUUCAGCAAAAUCAAGGGAAAAUCAAGAACAAUUACUUUUGAGCAGUUCAAGGAAGCACUUCAGGAACUUUCCAAGAAACGCUUCAAAGAUAAGAGCUAUGAAGAAGCUGUGCAAGAAAUGUACAAGCUAAUUGAAGGGAAAGCACCAAUCAUAUCUGGAGUUACGAAAGCCAUUUCAUCUCCAACUGUCUCACGGCUUACAGACACAACACGUUUCACUGGUUCUCACAAAGAGAGGUUUGAUCCAACUGGGAAAGGCAAAGGCAAAGCUGGACGUGAAGAUCUGGUUGACACAUCUGGCUAUGUCUCUGGGUAUAAGCAUGCUGGCACAUACGAUCAGAAAGUACAAGGAAGCAAGUAAAGUUGAAGAUUGAACAAGCUAAGGUAUACCUGCAAGGGUGAGCUAACUGAGCCUCUCCUGUUUACCAGUCCUCUCAAUACCUAAAAGACUACACCAGCUAGGGAUUGGAACCAGUUUUGACAUCUACUGAGACUCUUGCAAGGAUGCACCACUUCAUUACAUUCCUCAUGCUUUAUGGCAGUGAAAAGGAAGCAGCAAAGCAUUUUGCAAGAAAUGCAAGAAACCACAUCCAAGGGCUCUAUCGCCACCCUUCAUCUGUACUGGUAGCAAAUUGCAAACAUUCCUUUAUGUCUACUUCUCUGUCUUGCUGUUUUGGCUGUAGCAUCAAACCUUUUCUCUUGAGAAUGGUGGUGUUUCAGUUAAGGUGACAUGUGCUGGUAGCUUUUCUAAGAAAAAUACAGUUGUUAAAUUAGAUUAUUUAUUAUUGAACAAAGUCUUAAAAGUGGACAGACACUCCAAUAAAUUAAUCUUCAUUAAAUUGCUAUGGGGGAGGUUUGUAAAGGUACCAUCCUGGAAAAAGUAAAUAAAUUUAUUCCCCUCUCCCCACAUUUGUGAACAAAAGCAACAGUUUAAUUGGGAAAAAAACACUCCCCAGUCUCCCAAAUGUAAACCAUGCAUCAUUUAAGCCAUUGAGGGUAACAGUAAGAGAAAGAAUCAUGGAGCUUACUAUGGAUGUCAGCUUGAAAAUGACACUGUUGGUUGCAAUAUUGAUGUUUGUAGUGCCUCUAACUGGAAGUCAAAGGAACAUUUAAGGUUAUAUUGAUGUAUUGUUAAAUAGUAUUAUGUUUUGCAGUUAACAUCAGAAAUUGGGCUUCCGUGUGGGCUUCCGUUUAGUUACACUCCACAGAGCAAUGCACAAACAAACACUUCUAGAAGAUUGCCUCAGCUAUGAAAUACGGCUGGUCAGUAUUUCGCAGGUGAUAAAUUCAAACUACUACCCAUUGAAAUUGUUAAUAUCUACUCUAUUGAGUCAUUUUGGCAAACAAUAUUUUGAUUUAUAAAACUGAUUAAAUAAUCUCUUUAG
Molecule: messenger RNA, 1839 nt
Organism: Varanus komodoensis (Komodo dragon)
Lineage: Eukaryota; Metazoa; Chordata; Lepidosauria; Squamata; Varanidae
Gene: TPPP
Product: tubulin polymerization promoting protein
Exons: 4
Coding region: 159-815 (218 amino acids)
Biological process (GO): microtubule polymerization; microtubule bundle formation; positive regulation of protein polymerization
Cellular component (GO): microtubule
Molecular function (GO): tubulin binding
Source: RefSeq, a predicted model, not a curated record